UAUGAAGAUCGGGAAGAGGAAAACAUAUGCAGGCUGAGGUCCGACCGCUGUCCAACUGGUACGAGGCUGACGCCAGGUAGUCAGUUAAACGUGUGUUUGUGGACGUUUUGAACACUGGUCGUGUCUAAAUUAGGACGUUUGUACAGUAAAGAGCUUACUGUAGUGUACACUUAAAGCUCACUUCACUAGAAAUGAGAAGUUAAGGGUUGAGGUUAGACGAUGUACGUCUACGGCGAUUUCCUGGUGUUAUUCGUUAUGGCGUUUUCGUCGUGGUACAAUGUGGAAUGACUGAAAAAAAAAUACUAAUGAUUGACUUUGACUCAGCUUCUUAUAGUCUGGUAUGAGAAGAAGAACAUGCACUGAUGACUGGAUCCCGUCCCGACCCUUGGCGAAUAAUGCUCAGAGAAAUUGUCAUAGUGCGACAUCCUUUCUCUGUAUGCGUGCCUGUGAACCAUACGGUGACUCUGAGUGUCCGCGCUGAGGGCACGGGUAUCCUCAGCUACCAGUGGUUCACUAAUGAUAAGAAGGAGGUGUGUGGUGGCACUGAAGCUGACCUGACCUUCAAAGCUGAAAGAACUCAGCUCUACGUGUGCCGAGUGAAUGACCACUUUUUUAACUGCGUGUUCAGCGAAUGGGUGAAAGUGAAGGUGUUGGACAUUGACAAAUCAGGUUUGCCAAUACAGUGGCAGGGUGAGCCACACAUCGCUGUCAACCCUAAACCCCAGACGGUCCGACAAGGUGCAAAACUCUCUCUCCGCUGCGCUGCCUUUGGCAUCCCCACGCCACAUUAUCAGUGGUACCGAAAUGGACAGCCCCUGCUGGAUAAGACUGGUGACACACUGCAGAUUGACCAUGCAACGGCCGAACAUCAAGGAUCAUACCUGUGCUCCAUAUCUAACGUGCUAGAAGAGAGAUGGACUGAAGCAGUCGAUGUCGAGAUUGCCCAACAUGAGCGGCUUCCUCCUGCAGCGCUCACAGCCACCGACAAAGUUGCCCUCCUCAUUGGCAACUUGAAUUACUCCAGCCACCCAAACCUGAUGGCCCCUGUUAUGGAUGUACAUGAGCUGGGCAACCUCCUGCAGCAGCUUGGCUUCAGAGUGGUUUCUCUGCUGGAUCUCACCAGGGAGGAGAUGCUGGCCGCUAUUGACAAGUUCAUUCAGCUCCUUGACCGAGGAGUUUAUGGCCUCUUCUACUAUGCUGGUCAUGGGUAUGAACACGCUGGGAGGAAUUACUUGGUAGCUGUUGAUGCUCCACAACCAUACAGACCUGAAAACUGUGUCUGCGUGCAGAGGAUCAUGCUCAGCAUGCAGAAAAGACACACUGCGCUGAGUGUAAUCCUACUGGAUACGUGUAGAAAAUGGUACAACCAGCAUUGUAUACCUUCAUGCAUCAUGCCACUGGGACCUAGUGGGAACACUGUUUACGGAUAUGCAACAUGUGAAGACGCUGAGGCUUUCGAGGUGCAAGACGGAGGGAAAAGUACUGGAAUCUUCACUAAGUACUUGAAUGCCCACAUCCUACAGUGUGAGAAAGUCACACAUGUCUUAGAGAAGGUGUCAGAGGAUCUUGGCAGAGACCCACUAGUCACAGGCAAGCAGGUGGUGGAGAUCAAACACACCCUGAAGGAACCUCGAUCCCUUGCAGACCCAGUUAGGACCACCGGAUACACAAGGGAACUACACCUGCGAGAUGCGUGCUGGAGACAAGCAAAUGAGUUGCCACGGAAGAAGCGACUGAUGUUUCUUUGUGGAGUAGAAGUGGAAGUCAGCUUCUCAGCUUUGUACUCUAAUGUUUUGGUGGCUUUUGCAACUGUGAAGACCACAGGCCCCCGAACUCUGGACUGCACGGUCACUCUGAGUAGCAAACCUGUAAUGGAAGACAUAUUUUCAGGCCCCGGAAGGUCAGAGGAGAUGGACUCACUACUAAUUAAGAAAUCAGAAAACCCUGACUGUGCUCUGCGACUUUGUGCUCUUCAAAAGCUUAAGGAAUCUCUGGUCAUCAAGGUGGAUCUACACUAUACUGACCGGGACAGUAAGCGGCGCCAGACAGAAAGCCAACAGGUGGAUAUAGGAAAGCCUCUGGUGGCCUCCUGUAAACUGUACAGGAGUAAUCACGCAACAGCAGCCAAGAAAAAAGAAAGUCCUUCUGCUCAAAGUAUGGGCAACAUUUCAAGCAGCAAACCACUGGUGCAUCAGACUGUGGCUGGUCCACAACGUCCUUUCACCAGAAAAGCAGAGUGUCCUGCUAAAGUUGCAGUUACAAGGAGCAACGAACCUGAAGAGAACGAUGAGAAUGAACUUUAAGACUCAGCUCUUCAACAUUAAGGCUUUCUGGUCCUGUUAUUGUACAUACUAAUUUUAAUUGUUUUUUUUGUUUUUUUUAACUCAAAUGAUUAGGGAUUACUCGGUUGCUAAUCAUGCAUCUUUAUUAUUUGUGUUUGGUGAUGAUGAAUGAACGAGAGAAUGACUGAGGUUUGUUUGGUUUGUGUUACCAGCCUUAAAUUUGUAGUUCAACACUGAAGACAUAUUAACACUUACUUUUGCUAACCACUGAUUUAAUCAUAAAUUGUGUUAUACUUUAAAAAUAUUUUUGUUCAUCAGUGGGAAGCUGGCUAGCCUAAUUUAUCAAAGAAAAACUAUUCUUAUUAAUAACGUAUCUAAUAAAGACUACUAUUUUCCUCA
Molecule: messenger RNA, 2681 nt
Organism: Scatophagus argus
Lineage: Eukaryota; Metazoa; Chordata; Actinopteri; Scatophagidae
Gene: malt3
Product: MALT paracaspase 3
Exons: 14
Coding region: 363-2303 (646 amino acids)
Biological process (GO): proteolysis
Molecular function (GO): cysteine-type endopeptidase activity
Source: RefSeq, a predicted model, not a curated record